Molecule: messenger RNA, 1175 nt
Organism: Funneliformis geosporum
Lineage: Eukaryota; Fungi; Glomeromycota; Glomeromycetes; Glomerales; Glomeraceae
Source: the annotation of a GenBank genome assembly
AAAUUGAUAAUCAUGAGACUUGUUAUAGAAAUGGUGGUUAUGAUUUUACUAGCACUACACAGGUAAGGCUUACUAAUUACCACCACGGAUGUGGUCAUUCACAUGCCGAAUAUGAAGAUUUGAAAACAAGAUAUAGCACGUUAGAAAGAGAACAGCAAUUAACUAACCAAUUAAAUGCUGAGAGAAGCAGUAGUAUUAAUACUAGAGCAAGUGAAAGACUAGAAGAACAGAGAGUUCAAUCAACGUUAAGAAAUGAAAAAACACUGGUAGAGAGAGAUUUGACUAGUGCUAGGAAUGAAAUUGGGUCGCUUAAAAAUCUGAUUGAAGCGGGUAAGAAUGAAUUAAGUUUAGUUAAGGUAGAAAAAGACAAUCAGAUAGCAUUAGUGAAAGUUGAGUUAACUGAAAAAGAGAGUGAACUAAAAGAAUUAGAAAAAUCAAUGGCAGAUCUGCGAGUAGAUCAUGAGAAAGAGAAUGCCGAAAAGGAACUUCAAAUUAUCGAAGUAAAAGCAUUACGGGAAAAAUUAGGAUUAUCACAAGAGGAACUUUUAGAAGAAAAAAUUCGUUUAAAACAAGAGAAAUUAGAAACUUUUGCUGGUGACACGAAAAUUAGUUUAGAGCAAAUUCAAAAUUUAUGCGAUUAUUAUGAAACUAUAAUUAGUUCUCGUCUAAGUUAUAAUCGUGAUGGUAUCAAAGAAGCAGAAAAAAGUAUUUCAAAAAUUAAGCAAGAAAUUUCUCAGUCAGGAAUUCAGAUGGGAAAAAUUCAGAAGUUUUGCCAUAAAUGUGAAAAAAUGGCAAAAUUAAGAUCACAAUUAGAUCAAAUUCUAAGUCAACAGUUUGAAGCCAAACAGGAGCAAGAAAAAGCUAAUGAGGAAAUGAGAAAGGUUAAUCAAGCAUUUGAGAUUUUAGGCGAUGAAGACCUAAGAAAAAAAUACGAUUUAGGCAUAACUGAUUUUCCCUCUGAUACUCCUAGUUAUCAAUAUGAUUAUAAAGAAGAAGUUCGAAGACAAGAAGCAGAAUUGCGAAGAAAAGAAGGUGAAAUUAUAGAUCUUGAAUUAGAAAUACUUAAAUUAGAAAUGAAAGCUCUCGAUCGUUCCUCCACUCUUAAUGAGAUUGGAGCAGCUUUCAAUUUUACUUUUCCACAAGUUCAUGCUGAACAUUUAGAUUCAACCCUUUGA